AUGGCUUCAAGAUUGAAGAUCUGGGGUGCAUGCAGGACUUUGGCGGUCCGGCCGCAGUCCACUCGCCUUGCAGCCCAGCCAUUCCGAGCCCAGAUUUCGUCGACUCGAUUCUAUGCCGACGAUGCGACCAGCAAGCCCUCCAAUCCUCCCAGCGGUGCGAAAAAGGAGGCUUCCGGAUCGACUUCCAAAUCAGAACCAAGAAGCUCCAAGGCCACUGAGAGCUCCUCAGGCAAAUUGGCCCAAAAAGCCUCGGAAGAGGCGUCACCUAUUGAAGCGCUAGACGAUGCGACGUUGGAACAGAUUCUAUAUGGCGGUCGACCCGUAACAAGUCAGCGGGAGGGUGGUUUGACAGAAGCGCAGGAGGAGGCUCUGUAUCGCGAGGGUGUCAUUCCUCCGCCAGAGCAGGCGGAAGCUGUUGUUGCUGCGGGGUCGCAAUCAAUAGUCCCCGUUGGUACAGAGGUACAAAACGCCGGGCACAAGUUUGGUCUUCCUCAGAAGCCCUAUCCGGAUGGGUUCCAUGUCAAGAAGCGAUACCACCCCGUUCUGGAGCAAAUCACCAGGCUCUUGAUGCGCCAUGGAGAGCUCAGUGUUGCGCAAAGAAACAUGGCCGCAGUCAUGAACUUUCUACGAACAGCGCCCGCCCCCAUCUACAGCCCGAAAUUCCCCCUAUUACCAGGGACUCCUCCCGCCGCCCACCUUCCCCUUAACCCCGUCCUCUACAUCACAAUCGCCAUCGACUCGGUUGCGCCGCUCCUCAAAGUAAGGAACAUUGCCGGUGCCGGUGGAGGUGGUCGUGCCCUCGAACUUCCAGUCCCCCUCGCGGUGAGACAACGCCGAAGGAUGGCGUUCCAAUGGAUCCUGGACGUCAUCAACAAGAAGCCGUCGAAAGGCAGUGGUCGGAACCAGUUCGCUCAUCGGAUAGCCGAGGAGAUUAUCGCCGUGGUGGAGGGCAGAUCAAGCGUCUGGGAGAAGAGGAAGUUAGUACACAAGCUUGGCACUGCGGCUAGAGCCAACGUGGGGUCCAACAAGCUCAAGACCAAGAAGAAGAAAUAA
Molecule: messenger RNA, 1053 nt
Organism: Trichoderma virens Gv29-8
Lineage: Eukaryota; Fungi; Ascomycota; Sordariomycetes; Hypocreales; Hypocreaceae
Exons: 3
Coding region: 1-1053 (350 amino acids)
Biological process (GO): translation; ribosomal small subunit assembly
Cellular component (GO): ribosome
Molecular function (GO): rRNA binding; mRNA binding; structural constituent of ribosome
Source: RefSeq, a predicted model, not a curated record